AUGCAAAAGACUUUCGAAACUAUAAAUCUCUCUCCAAAUAAUAAUAACAAUGACUUGGAGCAAAUACUAAGAACAUAGCAGUAAAAUCAAACACCGAUAUUUAAUCCUAAAUCCUACCCCAAGUUCUAUUCAUGUGUAAAUGUAAAUGGAGCACCGAGUACUGCAAAUGGCAAGAAAUUCUAUGUGAAUCGAGAGACCAUUCUUCCAAGUUAUAAAGACAUUGAGUUAUCAUUGUCGCCUAGAAGCAUCAAUCUAGCAACUAAAAGAGUAUAAAAAGAAAAGAAUUUUAGAGCAAUAUCCCCACAUAUGAUAAAGACAUUUUUGAGAAUGAGGCAGUAGAAACUAGAUUCAGAUUUACUGAGUGAAAAUUAGCUGCAUAUGCAAACCUAGUCUGCUGGAUCUACACAGGACAAUCAGGCGAUGCAUUAAUUGAGAUUGAAUUCGGUUAGUUCUUGCAGCAAGCAAAGUAAUGACAAGAGUAAUAGAGCAAGUGAGAGCAAACAAUUUAGGUAGGUCUAUCUUAAUCAAAAGUUGCAGGAAGUCAUGCCUCUAGAUGAUGAAAACCAAGUGAGAUUGAAAAAUAAUCUGACAUCAAAAUUAAUGAUAAAGAAGGCAAGCUCUACAUUGCUAUUUAAGCAAAAAAGAUUCUCUGAUCCUCAGUAAACUACGAACUUCAAACUUCAAGAUAUGAAUUAGGAUCAUGGUCUAAGACUAACCAUAAAUCCUUAGCCUAUUUACCCCUCAUUCGUAAGAUCUCAUCUUAAUUCUAGUCAAGCUUCUUGGAACAAUAACAAGCAGGUAAAUAACAAUAUAAAUCAUAACAAUCAUGGUCCCUCAAAGACUCCUAGAGUAACUUCAUAGGUAUUUGUAUCGCCUGGUAAAAAGUUUUUGGGAUUAAACGACUAUCAUCAGCAUCAAUUCUAAUCGACUAGAUAGCCCUCAUAAGUAAAUUUCAAUGAGGAGAGUACUGAUAACGAAUAAUAUAAAUAUGAGACCAUAAUAAAUAAGAAGCAACUGAAUAAAAUUGACAAAAAAUAAAAGACACUCUAGCUAGGUAAUGUAUUGCAAUAUGGAUUGCCUACUACUGCAGAUUAUGAGUAUUAGCACUUGCAGCUAUCGCCUAAACCAACUAAAAAGCAGAAAUAGUAAUAGCAGAAGUAUAAGAUAAAGUAAGCUCCCCUAACUCAAAUCAAGAAUCAACAGAAUAUAGUGAAGCCUUAUAAUCAUACACAUUAAAUGAAGGAUUCUGACAUGAUGCGACGAAGACUGAUGUUUAAAUCAUCAUAUGCGCAUGGAUAUCUCUCAUCUAGAAAGAACAGCUAGAGAAGUACGAGCUCUCAGAGAAGAUAACAGGAGAACUAGGAAAGGCGUAAACUCCUGAAUAACUACCUUAGUCAAUAUGAUUUCAUAGACAAUUCUCCACUUAAGAUUCAAGCUCAGGCAUUGUUUUAAAAUUAAUAUGUAAAGAAUAUACUAUUCUAAAAUGGAGAGAAUGAGCAAGUUGGAGUAUAAUGA
Messenger RNA from Stylonychia lemnae, 1515 nucleotides. The record is from the annotation of a GenBank genome assembly. NCBI's taxonomy places the organism in Eukaryota, Ciliophora, Spirotrichea, Sporadotrichida, Oxytrichidae.